GUCACUAAACUAAAUAAAUAAAUAAAAUAAACCGGGCGUAGCCCUAGUGAUUGGUUUUGUACAUAGUUCUAACUCCCAAGCAGUAUUUUCGUAUUACUCAAAGUGCAUUACUAGCGAAUUUAAAAGGCUAUAGCCACAAAGUGAAAUUUUCAAUAAGAGUUUAUAUUUAAUACUGAUUACCGAUAAUCGCUAAACAGCAGCAUAGAAUUAAGUUUUAUUACAAAACAUCUAAAGGACUUCGAGGCAAGUAAUUGACAAUGUGGAAAGCAGCAGCGGGUCAACAGAUCAACAUCAAAGCGAACACAGAAGAUGACGAUGAUUGGGAAACAGAUCCGGAUUUUAUUAAUGAUGUUGACGAACAGCAGCAAAGAUGGGGCUCCACAACAGUGGAAGGCUCAGGCAGAACUGCCGGCGCAAUUGACAUGGACAAACUGAGGCGUGAAACUGAAGAAGCAGAUUCCCAGAAAAAGAAAAAGGCCCUAGACGAAGGAGCUGACAAUGCAGCCUUUGGCUACGGAGGCAAAUUCGGCGUUCAGAAAGACCGAAUGGAUGCUUCAGCAAUGGGGCAUGAGUAUGUGGGCAAAGUGGAGAAACAUGCUUCACAAAAGGACUACUCUACGGGCUUUGGGGGCAAAUUUGGGGUGCAAACUGAUAGGGUUGACAAGAGCGCAGUUAGUUGGGACCACAAAGAAAAGGUGGAAAAACACGCCUCCCAAAAAGACUAUUCUGCAGGAUUUGGAGGCAAAUUCGGAGUGCAGACUGAUCGGGUGGAUAAGAGCGCGAUGAGUUGGGACCACAAGGAAAAAGUCGAAAAACAUGCGUCCCAGAAAGACUACGUGACGGGUUUUGGUGGCAAAUUCGGCGUGCAAAGCGACCGACAAGAUAAAUCGGCUGUUGGUUGGGAUCAUAUUGAGAAGGUUGAGAAGCACGAGUCGCAAAAAGACUACGUAAAAGGCUUUGGGGGGAAAUUUGGAGUGCAAACAGACCGGCAAGACAAGUCGGCUGUUGGUUGGGACCAUCAUGAAGCCCCCCAGAAGCAUGAAAGCCAAACCGACCACAAGGUUGGCUUUGGCGGAAAAUUCGGUCUGCAAACUGAUAGAGUGGAUAAAUCAGCCGCAAACUUCGACGAACCUGGAAAAGUGGGAACGAAUUACACGAAAGUUAAGCCCGACAUUGGAGGGGCUAAACCAUCGGACUUACGGGCCAAAUUUGAAAGCAUGAAUUCGGAAAGCAGCCAAUCGAGUUCGCAUGUAAGUUCGCCAGCGCCGAAAAAGAGCAUACAUGCCAAAGCUGCGAUCUUCGCAGACAGUAGUCAAGAAAGCUCAAUUCCUCCAAGUCCCGAGAAGCAGGCGAGCGCCCCCAAACAACUUGCUUCAUCCAAGGUGGCCUUCCUGCAGCCAAAUUCUACCCCUGUAAUUAAACCAGAGCAACCGGAGAAAAGCGCGCCUCAAAAAAUGAACCCUAACAAGCUUGCUCAGUUCACAACUGCUCAAAGCGAAGCCGCCGAAAGUGCCAACUCAAACAGUUCAAUUAAAGAGGAACUGGAAUUGCUGAAGCAGUUGCAGAGGCAGAAACAAGAAGACACCGAUGAGGAAGUCGGGUCGACCAGCGAAGUGCAUGAGACCUAUGCAGAUGUCCAGCCGCCAGAACAAUUUACGCAACCCAAACCGCCUCAAAGUCCGGAACCAGAGCAGCUGCCUGUGGUAAGUUCAACCUCUGACCAAGAGGAGCCGGAAUAUUACACUCAAGACGAAAUUGUUGAUACUGGUAUAACCGCUGUUGCUCUGUACGAUUAUCAAGCAGCCGCUGAAGAUGAAAUUUCCUUUGAUCCCGAUAACCUAAUAACGCACAUUGAGAAGAUUGAUGAAGGAUGGUGGAGGGGUUUAUGCAAAGGAAAGUAUGGACUGUUUCCCGCAAACUACGUCCAAUGCAAUGAGUCUUGAGUAGGCACAACUCGCGAUAUUUUUGCCUGUGCGAAACCAUUUCGAAAGUUUUGUUAUUUGUAUUAAUGCGGUCUACCUACUUAUAUCAACAUUUUACUUGUCUUUUGUUUAGUGUUUUUAAUUACGAGAUGUAUACAUUUAUUAUAUUGCUACAAAACGAAACUGUAUGAUGCAGGUUUUUUAAUAAAAAAAUAAAAACUA
This is a messenger RNA of Dendroctonus ponderosae (mountain pine beetle), 2144 nucleotides long. RefSeq names its product src substrate cortactin. Bases 258 to 1943 code for a protein of 561 amino acids. Gene Ontology annotation, cellular component: actin filament; cortical actin cytoskeleton; site of polarized growth. Lineage: Eukaryota; Metazoa; Arthropoda; Insecta; Coleoptera; Curculionidae. The record is from RefSeq and is a predicted model, not a curated record. Gene Ontology annotation, molecular function: actin filament binding. The transcript is spliced from 11 exons. Gene Ontology annotation, biological process: regulation of actin filament polymerization.